AUGGGGAACCUUCUUAAAGUGUUGACUUAUAACGAGCUUGACCAAGGCCCUAAUUUUUUCCUUGACUUUGAACGUGAGAAGGGAUUUUUUUAUUUUUUUGCCUUUGUUUUCAUUCAUGACUUUCUUUCAUUGAUUUAAUUCAUGAUUAAAAUUGAUUUAUUUCGUUUUGUGUGGAGGUGUAGAGGCAAGGGCUUGUAUCCUCAGGUCAGUUUCUUGUGGAUUCAGCGCUGCUCAGGCAUACAAGUGGGGGUUUUUUGCAGCAGCCACACAAUGUUGACCUCACCAAAAUGCCAUCCCAUAUCCCUAUCCAGAUUUACCACUUCCACAAGUUAUUUACUUACCAGAUUUCCCAUGGAAAUGGUAAAAAAACAAAACAAAAAUUCCAUAUUAAAAAGGAGAAUAAUAUGGGACAGCAUGUGGAUGCUGCAAAAACAUUACUGAAUGAGCAGCACCGAGUCAGCAAUAAACUGCCGUGUGGAAUUCCCCAAGAAACUUCAGGGUGAGAUCUAGAGAGCAGAGGAGGGAAUCAGCAACCAGACAAGAUAAUGGCUGCUGGGCUGUGCACAGCAGAAAUAUGCUUCUGUUGCAGGUGCAAUGCCUUCUUUCUGGCAAGAUGAUAAUUAUAUAGCAGUGGGAAAGGGCAGUAGCCAAUCACACUGAGAGCAAAGGAGGUGGGGCAAGGGAAGAGAUUGGUGGACCUUCUCAGAAUCCUGGAUAGUGGACAGUUGUUUUCUGAAGGGGAGGGUGAUGGGCCAGAAAGUAAGGCUUCUCCUCCAGCAAAGCGCUCAGAAGCUCCCACAUUUGGAGACGUCCUAUAGGCAGCAGUCUGCAUCUCCUCCAGAGUGAUGGCCUGACUGCAGUCACAUUUCCAGGAUUUGUUAGAGUUGUGCUAGCAUCUCAGUGAAGAGGCAUUUAGCAGCCCUGCGGUGUCCAGACAGCGUUGCCAAACAAUUAACUUACGGGGUUUGAAUGGCACAUUGCCACACCUCCUCACAAGCAGACACCAGCCUGGACCUGGACUGCUGUAGGUGGGCUCUGUGUGCCUGACCCCCUCCCCCUUCUCAAGCUCUCAUAGGGUGUGCAUGAGAACUGGUGGGCCCUAGGGCUGCUGAAGGUAUGCAUUCUGGGGAGAGAGGCAUGGAAGACGAGUUAGCGCUAGCUAAGGCGGGCAGGCAGGCCAACAGUCGUGGAGCCCUGCUUUGGGGAGGAGAGUGGUGGGCAGCUCACUGCCUAGGAUGCCAUUGGCUUAGUGCCUCCUAGAGUUUUGUUUUUUAUACUUUGUGGUUUCUUUUUGGUCCUCCUGUAUAUUUAUUUUCUAAUAUUUUCCCGGUAUAGCUAAGGGCCAAAGGUCUGUGGCAGCCCUCCCCAGCUUGUUGCCCUCAAGAUAUUUUGGACUACAGUUCCCAUCAGCCCCAGCCAGCAUGGUUAUAUGAGUCAGGGUUUGUCCAUUUUUACGUUUGUUCUGUACCUAGGAAGUACGUGUCUGGGAGGUUUUCUGCUUUUCCCAUGCUUUCUAGGCACAUGUCCAAGUGGUUUUCAGUUUGCUUGGCCGCUUUCUUUGGGGAAACCCACUUUUUAACCACUGAAUCAGAGCAAACGUCAAUCCGUGGAAAACCCAGUUGACAUUUGUGGAUGAGCCCUCGCUGAGGCUCAUGGGAGCUGUAGUCCAAAAUGUCUGGAGGGCUACAGAUGGUAAGGGUGGUCUGUGGGCUUCCCAGAGAAAAACAUGCAAGAGAGGGGCUCUGUUGCAGCUCACAGGCCGGGCCAUGGCUUCCCAGUGCUCUUUGGGGGCAGUCCAAGACCUCAUCCCCUCCCCAGGCGGUUGCACAAUGUGACCUGGGUACACCCGACAAGCCUUGCCCAUGAUGCCAAGGGGCUUGGGGGGAGGCAGAACUCUCUGGUUGCAAAUGGCUACUCGCCUGGUCCCCCUGACAUUCCUUGGGUUGCCCCCCCCAACCCCUGACCAGGCCGAGGGAGCUCUUGGACCCCCUCAUUCCAAGCAAGCCAUCCCAAUGUCCCUCCCUCCCUUCCCCCUGGGGCUGGGCUGAGAAAGUGUCCUGCAGCACGAGUGUCCUGACCUCUCCCUUUCUCUCUGGGUGGGGUUCGCUGCAGAUGCACAGCCCACAGAAGCCGAGACAGCUGUGUGGAACCAGGUGAACGCUGUCCUAGAGGAGGCGCAGACCAUCCUGGCGGAACUGCAGUCCUACACCGGAGCUGGGCAAGAGAUCAGAGAGGUACUAGGAAGAGCCUGCUGGAUCAGGCCAGUGGCCCACCCAGUCCAGCAUCCUGGUCUCACAGUGGCCAACCAGAUUAUUCAGCAACUAGUAUUUAGAAACAUUGCUGCCUCGGACUGUGGAGGGCAGAGCAUAACCGUCAUGGUAUGACCUGAGCCCUUCCCAAAGCUGACCCUCAUAUCCCAGAGCUAGGAGCAAUGCUAGCAAGUGGUCUGAAUUUUUUCCCCUCUCCCCACAAUGAUUUUUGUACUUUUGCAAAGCUAACAUUUCAGGAAGAAAACUUAGCAGCUUGUGUUAUUUUAUCACAGGCCAUCCAAAACCCCAGUGACUUGCAGCUCCAAGAAAAGGCAUGGAACGCCGUGUGUCCCCUUGUGGCAAAGCUGAAGCGUUUUUAUGAGUUUUCUCUUAGACUUGGUAAGUGCCCUCCCACAUCCCAGCAAGAGGGGGCGUUCUCUCAUUUUCUCAUUCUUCUCAUCUUCAGUCCAGUUCGACCUACUUCCACAUUAGUUUGCAAACUUCUCUCUCUCUUUUUUUUUUAACAUAAGGAAACAGUGUCACAUGAAAAUGUCUUUCUUCCUAAUAUGCCAAUCUGGGUACAUGACUUUGUUUAGCAUAUACAUUUUUAAGAGGCAAUUUGUCCCUAAUACAAUGCAUUUCUUUAUGAUGAUUUCACGAAAAUACUUGCUUCUGCAUGCCCUUCUCAUUACUAUAAACAUUUUUGGUGUGAAUUUUCGAAGGAGAAGCUGUGCUUUGGUUCCAGAAGCAAAGCUUUGGCAGGUUCACAUUAAAAUGUAAAUUGCACUAAUCCUGCAAGCUGUGCAGGGAUUGGCCAGGUGAGGGGGCUGCUGCCCAACUUAACCAUCUCCCCUCCUCCUGUCUCUCCCAGAGAAUGCCUUGCGGAGCUUGCUGGAAGCUCUCACCAGCCCACCUUACGCCCCGACUCAGCACCUGGAGAGGGAACAGGCUCUCGCCAAACAGUUUGCAGAAAUCUUACACUUCACCCUCAGUUUUGACGAGCUCAAGGUACGUGUGGGAGGAGCAGCCGCCAACAGUGGUUGGUCCAGCGGCAGCAGGGAAUGUGAUCAUAAUAACACAUGCAUAAUAACAAGUAAAAAACCUCCCAUAGGGUCUUCUGACUCUUGCUCCUGUUGAACAAUAUUAGGCACUUUGCACAGCACCCACUCUGGAUGGUUGGCACAGGUGCAGAUGUAGCCUGCAAAAUACAUACACACACACACCAUCACCAUCCCUUUCCCUCCCAUAUGUGGAGAAAAGUCUUCUGCUUCAUCUUCUCCAUGAAUGAAGUCUCCCUUCUCUGUCUCCCAGAUGACCAACCCUGCCAUCCAGAAUGAUUUUAGCUACUAUAGAAGAACCAUCAGUCGAAACCGGAUCAACAACCUGCAGGUAAGGAACGGUUCCUUCCUUUCGCUGGGAGGCAGAGGAAAAACCCAGGCUGGGCAAAAUGAAUGGAAAUUCUAAUGGCAAAGGAAUGGUGGGAACUUGAAGCUGCCAUGCAAGUGGAAAUGUGCAGAGAUGUCAGAGCAAACAGAGUAUGUUCACUUGAGAGCCAGGGCUCAUCCGCACUUCCUCUUGACCCAUAUUUUGAUUGCCUUGUGUACUGAUUAAUUCCCUCAGGUCCAAGAGCGUUUCUUGUUCUCCAAAGGCUGUACCUUGCAAAAAUCCAAACUUACCUGCUGAACUGAAGCUCAAUUAAGCAAAAUCACUCUUUGGAUUUUCUGCAUAUCCAAUUCAGCAGGCAAGAUCGGAUUUUCGCAAGACACAGUGAGAAAAGCUCUCGGAUCUGGGAGAAUUAAUCAGCACACAACACAAUCAAAUUAGGGGUCAAGCAAAAGUGUGGAUGAGCUCUGUCAAGAAAAAGAAUAAUGGAAAGCCAAGUGGGAGGGGGAAUGGAACGGAAUGACUGGAAAAGGAGAGAGACAUAGAUAUAAAAAGAGGAAAAUGAACUAUCUCGUCUGGAUAGGUGGUUUCCUGUUUCACACUGAGAAGUUAUUUUUAAAUGUCCCCAGGGAUGGAAAUGAGAGCUGUCCAUAGAAAUAAACAUAGAAAUUCAACAUUUUAAGGUAGCUGGGGUUGGGCAACAUGGUGCCCACCCUCUACCACCAACACACACACAUACACACACACACAAAAGUAACAACAGAAACAACCUAGUAAGGACUGAGCAUGCCCAGUGGGCAUGGAAUGUUGGCUGAUUUUGGUGGGAAGGCGAUGAAAAACUGAUGGAGUAGAGUUGCUGGGACCUUAAACAGAAGCCCUCCAUGCCGCAACGUUUUGCUGCAACUGAUCUCCGUUCCUGCCCUGCAGUUAGACGCUGAGAGUGAGGUGAACAACGAAAUGGCCAACCGCAUGUCCCUCUUCUACGCAGAGGCCACCCCAAUGCUGAAGACUCUCAGCAAUGCCACGACCAAAUUUGUUUCAGAGGUGAGUGAUGCCUCCCAAGGCACAAAGAAGACAGAGGCAAGAGUUGCCAAGACCACCUUAACAUGACAGCCUGCUGCAAAGUCCAGGCUUGCUUGGUUGUUCAUGCAAGGUUAACACUGCACACUAGCUGGUGGGUUGAUGGGCAGAAUCCACCCCAAGGAAUCUGUGCUGUGGUGGCACAGGGACUGGGGCUGCCUCUCUCCCUUCAGAUAUUCAGCUUGCUCUCUCCCUGGGGAGGAAGAACAGGGGGUAAUCAGCAUGCAAACUGGGUCUCCUUUCAGAACAAAACUCUUCCCAUUGAGGACACGACUGACUGUUUGAGCACCAUGGCCUGUGUCUGCCGGGUGAUGCUGGAAACGCCGUGAGUACAAUGCCCUACAUGAUUAUAGGCCCCAAAGGCUGAGAAAAGUGGCCUUCAGGGUUGCACACAUACAGCAGAGUCUAAAAAGCCACACAAUGGACAAUUGCAAUUAAAACCCGACUAAACUGAGACCCCAUGUUAAAAAUAUGGGGUUACUCAGAAACUACAAUUAAUCCAGAAUGUGGCUGCUAGACUGGUGACUGGGAGUGGCCACCGGGGCCACAUUUAUUAUUAUCAUUAUUAUCAAAUGAAUGUGCAAAAAUGUAAACAAAGAAUCACCAAGGGCCACCGUACAAUGGGAUUGGUCAGCCUUCUACAUGCCGCAAAGCUACUUACCUGGUGAGCCUCUCUAGGGAGGGAAUUCCACAUCAGAGGGGCAACCACUGCAAAGGCCCUGUUCCUGGUCACCAGCAUUUUGACCUCUGGACCAGGCAUCUGUAGCAAGCCCCCACCCACUAGAUGACUUUAAGGGACCCAUACAGGAAAUCACAUCUUUUUAGAGUCUUUAGGCUGUGUUUAGCAGCUCCAUGGUAUGAGCUCCCCAGGAAAGCUGGGAAGGAAAUGUGGGGCAUGGCAGCUGGUCCAAGGAGGCUUGUUCAUGAACCUCUUUCUUGUUUGCAACAGGGAAUAUCGGAGCCGCUUCACCAACACUGAAACUCUCCUUUUCUGCAUGCGGGUGAUGGUGGGGGUCAUCAUUCUUUAUGACCAUGUCCAUCCUGUGGGGGCUUUCGCCAAGACCUCCAAAAUUGACGUGAGUGACAUUUCUCUCUUCAUAUAGAAACAUCAGUCAGAGAAACUCAGGGAGCUGACAAGCCAGCCUUUGAUGACCUUGACCUUCUUGAUGUUUUGGACUACAACUCAGCAGCCUCAAAAUAAUAUAGCCUUAACAACUGGGGCUGAUGGGUGUUGUAGUUCAAAACACCUGGAGGGCACCAGGUAGGGGAAGGCUGGAGCCUCCAGUGUUUUUAGUGACAGUUGAUCCUCAAUUAGCUUUUAAAGGGAAGGACGAGCAAAGAUCCAUAGGAGCAACCAAGCAUCAGAAGAACCAUGCUGGGUGGGACUUUCCAUUCCAGUCUAAAUGUGGGGUUUUCCCCCUCUCUUGCUGCACCUCCCAUAUCCACAUGUUCUGGAAGACCGUGUUUUGCCUUUCUCAAAUCUCAUGAAUCUGCUCACAGACAAAGGGACUGUUGUCAGUAUAAGUGGGUGCACUUUUCCAACAUUUCCCCCCUUUGAAAUUUGACUAACAAGGGUUUUUUUUCUUUUUCUUUUUUAAUGCCGGUAGAUGAAAGGAUGUAUCAAGGUCUUGAAAGACCAGCCUUCCAACAGCACAGAAGGCCUUCUGAAUGCACUGAGGUAAGGCAGCCCAAGAGGCACCUUUGAGGAAAUGGGCUUUGGCAACCAGAAAAGGUCUGCUGCAGCUCUCAGAAAAGAGCUGCAAGCGCAUGCACACAUGCACGCACACACACACCUUGCACAAGCACCAGGAUUGCACUGGGAUGACUUGGCAGCCUAGGCAGGUGCUGGAGUUGAAGAUAGAUAGCAUGGAAGGAUUUUCAGAAACUGAAAUUGGUUUUGUAGACAUGAGCAGUUCUUAUUGAAGGAGUGCUGUGGCAGGAACUGGAGAAGUUGACUGUUACUAAAUGACCAUUGUCCUGGCUUCACAGAAGGAACUCCCUCGUGCAUUGCCCUCACAUCACAAUUAUCCUGUGGGGCAGACCAUUAUUCCCAUUUUACAGCUGGGGAGUUGAGGCCAGCAGCCUUUCCAGUGUGCAUCGCACAGGAGGGGCUGGCCUGAGUCCUGGAUUCCAUACUAGCUCCUGCCCACCAGCCGGUGCUUUGGUAUCAAGGGAGCUGCAGUUUCUCAACACUCAGACCACUGUAUGCUGUUCAGGGACACUGCAUCUUCCCCGUCCCCAACAACUGGCAUUUUAAUUGCUUUGGCCAGCAUCACAGAAACCUACCUUUUAGUCCAGGCGUGGGCAGCCUUUGGCCAUCCAGAUGUUGCUGGACUACCAUCAUCCCUGACUAUUGGCUAUGUUGGCUGGGCCUGAUGGGAGCUGAUGUCCAACAGCACCUGGAGGUUCAGCUAUUGGCUACACCUGGGCAUUCAGGUUCCUACCCUCUACUCACCGGCAAACUCCCCUUAUAUCCACGCUUCCUUUCUGCCAAACUAGUCCCACACUAAGAAAUCCCACAUUUUUACCUUUGAUCAGGGGCUUAGACGUGUAUUGCACCUGUUCCCACAGCGGCCAGCACAAUUGGCUUCUUUUCUCUACAACUGGUGUGCCCUUUCCCACUGCCUCCCUGCUUCUUCCUAGGUACACCACCCGGCACCUCAAUGAUGACACCACAUCCAAGCAGAUCCGGGCCUUGCUGCAAUGA
Molecule: messenger RNA, 7419 nt
Organism: Podarcis lilfordi (Lilford's wall lizard)
Lineage: Eukaryota; Metazoa; Chordata; Lepidosauria; Squamata; Lacertidae
Source: the annotation of a GenBank genome assembly